CGGCACAAUUCGCAACGGGCCGAGUCUGCCCUGAUUCAUGGUACCACGACACCAGUCCUCCUUCUUCCAUGGAACACGAAAAUGUAUCCAAAAUCGAUUGUUCAAGUAACAGACAGUAAAAAGAAAUACCAUUAAAUCCCCUGCUUUAAGUUAAUUAGUGAAAAUGAAGCCCGAGUAUUCUGUGUUGAGCCGAGUGUGUGCAUGCCGGAGUGGCCUUGUGUGUGGACCGCCGGGGAGGACCAGCGGUUGCAGUAGUUCUCGCUCACCGUUACUUUACUCAGGGGCAAUGACUAUGAAUUUACUAAAGAGUGUCUUUACCCACCGGAACGCCAAGAUUCUCAAGACAGCAAUGAUGUGUGACUGUCACAGAGGUUGUGCAAUGGUUUCACCACCACAUCUUGAUCCGGCUGCAUUCAAGCCACAGAAGGUUCUUAUCCUCACAAAGCUGUCCAGAUAUGAGUUUGAGAGACGGCGCCACCCUGAACUCACUGAGAAGGAACUAGAGAAAUGCCUAAGAUUAAGAGGAUCAGAUUAUAACAACUUGCUGUAUCACCAUUACAUACACAAGGGUGUUGAAAAUACUGUGAAUAGUGUUUUCACUGCUGCUGGCAUUGAGACAAGAGUAGUAUAUCGAUUUGACUACACUGAUCCCAACAUUGAAUGGGCUGAUGCCAUUGUGACCACUGGGGGUGAUGGGACAUUCCUACUUGCAGCCUCCAGAAUCUUAGACAGAAACAAGCCCCUCAUUGGAUUUAAUUCAGAUCCAACAAGAUCAAAGGGACAGUUAUGCCUACCUCAGAAAUAUUCUGUUGAAGUUCAAGAAGCAGUUGACAAACUGUUGAAAGGAAAAUUCCGUUGGACAUUUCGGAGGAGAAUUCGGGUCACACUUAUUGGAGAUGAUAUCUUCAAACCACCAGUGGAACUUCACAAUCAGCAGUUGCAGUAUCAUGAGUAUAGGUACCUGGACAUGGAGCCUCAGUUGCGGAAUGUUCAAGAAGAUAUGCCUCCCUGCAGCGAGACGGGUAUGGCCCGAAGAGUCCUUCCGGUCUUGGCUCUAAAUGAAGUGUUUAUAGGAGAGUGCGUGUCUGCCAGAGUGUCUUACCUGGAACUGAGUAUGGACAGCAUGAGUCCCAUCAAGCAGAAGUGUUCUGGACUCAUUGCCAGUACAGGAACUGGCUCAACUUCCUGGACAUACAAUGUGAACAAACUCACUGAGCAGAAUAUGGAAGAAAUAUUAACAAUUGUAAAAGAAGAAACUGGUUACAAGAUAAGAGACACAGAUGAAAAAUUUGUAAGCAAAAUCACUGAAAUAUUUAACCAAAUGCUGAUUACCAGCCCAGAGGCACCCAGGAUGGUGUACACCAUUCGAGAUCAGCUAGUGUCGUCACCUUUGCGUAGUGAGUGCAUUAAACCUCGGGGAGUGGCCAAAUCAAUAGGUGUAAGGUCUCGGUGCUUUGAUGCUUCUCUAGUCAUAGAUGGUGGCCUGUCCUUCACUUUCAAUGAUGGAACAAGAGCCCUGCUGGAAAUACAUGACGAAGAUGCUCUUCGAACUGUCACAUUACACGGAGAUGUAACAGAGGUGGUAUUCAAGCAUUAAUAUCAGAAAAGUCAUUAGAAUACUGAUAUUUGGAAGCUUGAUGUUUCAUAUUUUGCAUUAAAUAAUUUCUAUUAUUAUUCUCUAAUUGGAUAGGUUCUAAUUUAACCUUUAUUUUGUUUAAAGGACUGUCAUAGUGAGCUGCAGUCAUUUUAUCUGUGUUGUUCAUAACCUAAACUAUUGACCUCUCCUUCAUUGCAUCCUUUUAGUAAUUAAUCAUGCUUCCGGUUAAAAUAUCCCAACUUUCAACCCUUAGUGAACAUGAAUUCACCACUCAUGAAACCCUCAGUGACAUGAAUGGAUUAAAUAUUUUUUAAAUUUGCCUGGAUUAAAUAUUUUUUAAAUUUGCCCAACAUAACAGAUUCAUAAGUGCAUGAAUCAUCUUUACAACAUCCAAACAUGAUUUCAGCUUACAUAAGACAGCUUACAUAAGUCUGGCUCAUUGGACUGCAAGUCUGGAUCAGAGGUACUUUACCGGAUAUUAAAAUUGUUGUGCAUGACAGGCUGAGGAACAAAGCUGUCAUAAUAAGCAAGGACUGAUAGUUUUUAAGAUUCAUGUUCUGAUAGUGUUGAACUAUUUUCACCUGUCAACCUUGUGGUAUAGGGGCUAGUGCGCUGAAUUCACUGCCAAGAGGCCCUGGGUUUGAAUCCAAGAAUAUGCAGUGGCAAUUUAGGUUUUGACUACUUCACACUGUAAAUCACCUUCCAAGAUACCCUAAGCCAGUGUGGCAGAGAUGUGUCAUGAACACCCCUAAACCUUUUGUCCUACAGUGGAAUAUUAUAAGUUGAAGAUAGUGAUAACAUGUUUUUUUUCUCUACUGUCUUCAAUUUUUAGUAACAAUUGUCUUUUAUUUAUGUACCAGGCUGACAUCCCCACAAUAGGGAAAGCCAAGACAAGUGCCCCCUCAUCUUUCAACACACACACACACACACACACACACACACACACACUUACACAUUCCCUAGAACUAACUUCAGGUGUACAAGCAUAUCCAUGUUUCUUUGCAUUAGGGCUCAACAGUAUAACUGAUGUAGCCUUCGUACAUCAUGAUAAACUAUCCCAUUUUUUAACAGAAAGUAGUAAAUCUCAGAAAUAUUGUGUAAAUACUACUUAGAAGUUGUGGUGAAAGCAUUUAUGGUUUCAGUUUUGUUUUUCCUUGAUACAUUAGUUUAUAUGAUAUGUUGACCAAUUGAUACUCAAGAAAAUUUUGCCUUGAGAACAUGUUUAAUUUAUCAAAGAAGUGCAAUAGUGUAUUUAUGAAAUUUGCAUUUUGAAAUGUAAACAUUUGUAUAUUGCAGGAAAUGUUGCAAUUAGGAUUUUCCUUGGUGAUUUUUAGUUUAUGACAUGGUUCAGAGCUCCUAUAUAUAAAUUAUUAAUAAAAUUCCUAGAAAAUACAAAA
This is a messenger RNA of Scylla paramamosain (green mud crab), 2994 nucleotides long. It is a transcript of the gene Nadk2, whose product is annotated as NAD kinase 2, mitochondrial-like. Gene Ontology annotation, cellular component: mitochondrion. Gene Ontology annotation, biological process: NAD+ metabolic process. Lineage: Eukaryota; Metazoa; Arthropoda; Malacostraca; Decapoda; Portunidae. The transcript has 8 exons. Gene Ontology annotation, molecular function: NAD+ kinase activity. The coding region runs from base 164 to 1597 and encodes 477 amino acids. The record is from RefSeq and is a predicted model, not a curated record.